GGUAUAAAAGGCAAAAAAAAAAAAAAACCCAAAAACUGGGGGGGAGCGCUAAACGAUCAGCCGGCCUCGGAGCUGCAGGGGAAGGGGAGCGGGGCAGCUUGCGAGGAGAGAGCGGAGAGGACGCGCGUGCGCGCGACCGACCGACCGACCGACCGACCGACCGACCGACCGACCGACCGACCGACCGACCGACCGACCGACCGACCGACCGACACCAGCUGUGGCCUCCGAGCCUCGAGAAGGAAAAAGAGGCGGACACAAGGAGCAGCAGAGCAGGAGGCUCGCUUUCCCCAGCCGCGCUCUACCAUGGCCAGCGUGGGCGGGGGGUACAGCGGCGCGACCACCCCGAAGCCCCUGCCCUCCUCGGGGCCCCAGUCGCUGCGGGACAUACCGCACCCCCUGGCCGGCUCCAGCGGCGAGGAGGGAGCGGGGGACGCGCUCACCCCAAGCCCGGACCUAGGGCUCCCUCGCGGGGUCGCCGACAAGGACCUUAGCCUGCCAAAUGGUGGUACUCCAGUGGGCACUUUGAGCCCAGCCUCUUCAUCUUCACUUCUCAACAGACUUCAGCUAGAUGAUGACAUUGAUGGAGAGACCAGAGACCUGUUUGUCAUAGUAGAUGAUCCCAAGAAACAUGUAUGUACUAUGGAGACAUAUAUCACCUACAGGGUCACCACCAAGACCACCCGGGCAGAGUUUGACUUGCCAGAAUAUUCCAUUCGUCGAAGAUACCAAGAUUUCGAUUGGUUGAGGAUCAAACUGGAAGAAUCACAGCCAACCCAUCUCAUUCCUCCACUUCCUGAAAAAUUUGUGAUGAAAGGAGUUGUUGAUCGUUUUUCUGAAGAGUUUGUGGAGACCAGAAGGAAAGCUUUAGACAAAUUCCUGAAAAGAAUUGCAGAUCAUCCAGUGCUUUCCUUCAAUGAGCAUUUUAAUGUUUUCCUUACAGCCAAGGAUCUUAAUGCCUACAAAAAGCAAGGGAUGGCAUUGCUCUCCAAGGUCGGAGAAUCAGUUAAAUAUGUCACAGGAGGCUACAAGCUGAGAAGUCGACCUCUGGAAUUUGCAGCAAUAGGUGACUAUUUAGAUACAUUUUCUCUGAAGCUUGGAACCAUCGAUCGGAUAGCUCAGAGGAUUAUCAAGGAAGAAGUAGAAUACCUUGUGGAACUGCGAGAAUAUGGUCCUGUUUAUUCCACCUGGAGUGGAUUAGAGGAGGAACUAGCCGAACCCCUGGAAGGAGUGUCUGCCUGCAUUGGGAAUUGUUGUACAGCUCUGGAGGAGCUGACCGAUGACAUGACAGAUGACUUUCUGCCAGUGCUGAGGGAGUACAUUUUGUACGCAGAAUCCAUGAAGAAUGUAUUGAAGAAAAGAGACCAAGUUCAAGCAGAAUACGAAGCCAAACUGGAAGUGGUUGCUUUGAAAAAGGAAGACCGCCCCAAGGUACCAACUGAUGUUGAAAAGUGCCAGGAUCGAGUUGAAUGUUUCAAUGCUGACUUGAAAGCAGAUAUGGAAAGAUGGCAGAACAACAAAAGGCAGGAUUUUCGGCAGCUGCUUAUGGGAAUGGCUGACAAAAACAUCCAAUAUUAUGAGAAGUGCCUUAUGGCGUGGGAGUCGAUUAUACCACUACUUCAGGAUAAGCAAGAGACCAAAUAAAAAGUUCCUUUGUGGUCCACAGACUUCUGCUACACCAGUGCACAGUACCACUAAACACACAUUCUGGAACAUCACUUUGCACUAUGACAUGUGACUGACGAAUGCCAUCUGUGUUCAAGAAUUUGGAACAGACACGGUUGAAACUUUUCUAUUGUUGUCCUAAUAUUCCUUCCCUCACCGUACAAUUGUUUGACUUCAGUGUUUUCUGUAGUUACCCCCCAGUCGUUGUACUUUCCAUUUCCUCCUGGUGUAACCAUGGAUUCACAGUGGAGGGGGGUACAGAUAUGAUCAUCUCUUGGUAAAGAAAACCUACUCCUGCAUUCUGAAGGGACCUAAUCAGUGGGAUGCUAGGUUUUCAGGCAUAAAGCAAAAUGAAAUCAUAAGGUGCCAAUCUGACAUUACCAACCCAUUAUGGGUGAAAGGAGGGCUACUUUCAGUAAAGUGGGGAAAUGUGGCUCCUGAUUUAUGGGGAAGCAGGAUGGGAGGCAGCUCUGUGUACUGUACUCCACCCACACUUUCAAGGUGGGUGUUUGGACUUGUGCCAGGUAGGUUAUGUUGAUGAUAUCUGUGUUGUAAGUUUACGAUGUAAGCAUGGCCUAUGGUUGUGAGUUGGGUAUGCAGCCCUUUUUAUAAGGAACAUCAUGUGUUCAUGGUUCUCUUUGAUAUGAUCUUUUAUUUGAGUUGAAAUAUACAAUGUACCCGUUAGUAAGAAAGGAGCAUGGAGAUAACGCCUUAGCAUUACAUGACAUCACUAAGCUCAGAGCAAAUGCCAAUUUAAUUGUUUUCCCCCCUUUGUCCUUGAAAUCAGUGAUUUGAAAUCCCCUGUCAAUUGAAAAGGUCUGACAUCUCUUUGGGUUUUUGUUAAAUCUCUUUAGGGUUGAAGGAAUUUGAGAGGCCAAAAGCCAAAGUAUUUGCAAGUGCUUUCACAGAUUUGAUUGCUGAAAACAAGUUCCACCUCAAGUGUCUGGUGUGCAAAACUUGCCUUAAACAUGUCUGAAAAUUGAAGUAUUGCAAGGGUAUGUAAACGUUUUGGCCUCUUGUCAGUCAGUGAUAUUUAUUGAGCACUUUCACACAAUCCGUCAUCCACAUUUAAAAAUAUUGUGGGUGGCCAGUAAGGAGUGCUUCAUUCACCCCUUUUUAUUUUUUACUCUGGAGAAAGCAAGGUAGUUCCUGAAGGGCCCCUUAAGUGAUGCACACUGAGUUUUGUGUUGACUUAAGGUUGCCUCAGAUCACAAUAAUUUCUGGGGUUGAAACAAUCUUUAGAGUCUCCUUGGCCAAGGUCAUGUUUUCUUGGACAGUGGUGCCCAUUGGGCUAAUUGGGAUUGAUAUAGUCUGUUCAUGCUGUGGCUUUGCCCCUGAAAAGUUCAGCCAUGGACUUGAAUGGAGCAGUUGUAUGUCUGUGAGUUGUUAGACACAGUCUAAUUUUUACAGAAAUGAGCUAAGGUAUUGAGCACUUAGCAUGUGAUAAUUUACUCCCAAAAUACAGGCCCAAAACAGCCAACUUAUUUAAGACACUGCAAAUGAUCUGGGACUAAAUAUGUCUGCAGGACUGUGUCCAAUAAGCUCAAGAUUCUGCUUAAAGUAAUUUGGUUCAUUAGUUGUUGCACUAUUCAUUUUAAGUUUGUUCCUUUUUUUAAAAGGACUUUUAUCCUUGUUUUGUCCAGGAUAUCAUUGAAGUAGGGGACUUUUUAGGUUUUCCUAUAUUGAUUUGCUAGCAGACCUAGCAGCAAAACUGUCUGAAAGCCUCCAAUUGAACUCUUAACUGGGUACAAUUAAAAAUAUGCUUUAGAAGUAGGUGCAUUUAUAAAUGGUAUUUAAGAAAAAUCCAUUUACUCAAUUUUUUUUCUUUCUGAUGAAUAGCUCUUCAGCUUCUCAUUCUACCUCCUGAAUUCAUCAUGUUAAUGUUCAGAUUACAUUUCUAGGUCCUAGUUGCCAAUUUUGUAGACUGCAGAGAUUUAAUGUGCUUUUCAAAAAGAUACUUGACUGACCUUAUUUGGAAUUGAGUAGGAAGACAUUUGCUUGGAAAUGAGAGAAAUGUACAUUUUUGGAUUUGGCUCUGUGGAAUAAGUGCUUUAAAAAAUAUAGCGCUGUCAUAUUGCCUAGGAAUAUGAGAGCUGGGACUGGCAGCUAUAAUAAGAACUAAAACUGAUCUUCUGUCUGGCAAAAAAAAGACAAAAAAACCCAAUAUGUCCUAUGCUGAGAGGCUGUUCAAUAAAUGGUAUAUGAAGUAGUGUUCCUACCAUAUAAGCUAUUGUGUGUGGAAGGCCAGUUUUAGUUCUUAUUCUCUUUCCCCUUUCAUUAUUUUAGUUAGGCAACAAAAGCAGAGUUCUUCUGCCAAGGGAUUCAACUAAUGUUGACUUUUUUUGUUGUACUGAUCACUUACCCGUGCAUAGAGAUGUAACAUAAUCCACAUGCCAGAUGGUGAAUUCUGCUCACUGCUUCAAUACACCAAAUCAUAUUGGAGCAAGGCAAUAUCUUGCCCCCAGUUGAUCAGAGUAGAGUGGUGGCCAUAUCAUCAGCUACUUACUGUCCCUGGGGUACAAGACGACUUACAAGAAGAGUCCUUUGAUGCUUGAUGGGGAAACCUUUUCUGGUGAGGCUAGAAGGUGUAGGGAGUGGUACAGGUAUAAUUUGUAACUUGGGGUGGCUUUUAACCCCUCCCACACCUACUGCCUCCUCCCACUUCCCGGGGGGCAGAAACAUCAAGUGCUAACCUGUAUUUCUGCACUCUCAUUUGGUCAGCUUGGUGAACCCAUUUCAUUUGAGAGAUGUAAAAAUUGUACUGUCACUUGUGCCAAAGUUACUAAAACACUCAUUCCUGCAUGAUGGUGGAGCAAAUGGAUACCUGCCACGUUGCCUCAGCACUUCCUUCCCCAAAGCCUCAAGCCUGGUUUGAAUAAGCUCAUCUUCCUGUUUUCGCUGAAGUGAGCAGUAGGCAGAAAUUGUUGUGGAGCACCAGCACUUCUUGAAGAGGAGGAAGAGACAGGAUCGGGAACUUGAGAACAUUUUAACAGCCCAGAAAGGAUAAGAGCAUCUCUUCCAGUGAUGCUGGGGUAUGUUUAAAGUCUCUCUCUCUCUCUUCUUCAUGAAGAAGUUUCAUGUAUACUGAUUAGUUCCCAGGAAACCUCAUCCCUCCUUUCAGAGAAGGAGAUUUUUGCUUAAAAAAUGGGGGAAGUGAAACUGGAUCAAAAGGAGCAGGGAUGCAGUUAAUGUUUUGUGGCUUGAAAAAGACUCCACUUACUACCGUGGUAACAAAUAACCGGGAAUAGCUUCCUGGUGUUUUUUUUCUGUUUUUCUGACGAGGAAUCCUAGAAACCGGUUUGGGACUAGUUUUCCUCCUCUGAGGAAAAGGAGUUGUUAUAGGUGGCUAUUUCAGGCCUUCAGGCUCUUUGUGAUGAUGCUGAUGGAUCUUAUAUUCUCAUGCUUUUAGCUGGACCAAGAGACCAGCAAUCUUCAAAUAGUGUGUUAUUUGGAAAGGAUAGGCAAUCUUUUUUGCACCAGAUUUUUAGCACACCUGCAGUUUAGAAAAAUUGAAAUUGAGUGCUCCUCUUGCCUGUGUCAUCAGUCCCCACUAUUUCUGUGGAGAAAUUAGAGAAUAAAGUAGUUGUGCUGAUAGUGAAGGCCUUGGAAGGGUAUCUGUGGGAAGUUCCUUAAGCUUGGUGUCUUGUCACAGUCAGCUCAGCAUAUCUAGAACUUCCAGCCUAGCCAGAAAAAGGGACAUAGUACAUAGCACAUAUAACAUAGCACAGCAUUAGGGACAGCUGGGGCUUGAGUGACCUGGCCCUGCCUGUCCAAACAUCUGCCUUAGGUAUAGACACUUUGAGGCAAAAUAGCGACUCAGAUCCAUUUGAUUGAGUCCAUUUUCUUCAAGACACUCGAAACCAGCUAUAUAAAUAGAUUUUUUAAGCCUUCUUCCCUAUCUCCGGCCUAUCUCAACUUUCCUGAGAAAGUUGAUGGGAUCUCAGUGGUGUGAAGGAAGGUGGGGGGUCACCCCCAGCAUAUCUGGUUCCCUUCCCCUGCCUGUGCUGCUGUAGGAUGUUGAGACCAAGAGGUAUCUGGGCCACAGUCUCAGGCUGGGCCACUGCUUCUGUUUCAAUUUUUAAUUGGAAGGUGGCAGUUGAGACUGGGCCCCCUCCACCUCCCUCCCACCCCCAAAAAAGUCCUAGGUCCCAGAGCAGCACAGACACUCAUGGAAACUUGCUUCCUUCCCAUUUUCCAGAAAGCUCUUUGCAGCCCUGGAGUUGGGGCCUCACCUGCCUAGUCCCGCAGAUCAAGUGCCUGUGGCCACUGGCUGAUCUGUUAAUGACAUGACUGCUAUAAACUACCUUUAGUUUCCCAGGGAAAUAAGGCUGGCAAGUGUGAGAGAGAGAGAGAGUGUGUGUGUGUGUGUGUGUGUGUGUGUAUGGUGGGAAGGUAGUGGCAAAGAAUAGCCUUUUCACUGAUAAAGCUCUGUGACAUGGCAAUACACAUUACAGGAAUCUGUUUCCUCUCACUUCUCUUCUCUCAGUAGAGAUAGCAGAGGACUGUGCAAGCUGUUUCUUCAGGCACAAGCUCCCUUUACUAAAUUUGUAAGUGUCAUAGGUGUAUUUAAGAAACCCUUGACCUAGCCCUCCCCUUUCCCUUUGUCACUGAUGUGAACAUCACAGCAGUUCACCUCUCCAACCUUUGUUCUUUUUGGCAAAAACCACCCCUUGCCCAUUAAGAUGUUUGCCAGGCACAGUAGGUCAGAAUUGUAGUACACAGGCUGGAUCUUCAUUAGGGAGUCUUAAUUCCCUCUGACAGGAAGGCUUAGAAUGGUUUGACAAACCUCUUCAUUGGGAAUUUACUUAGGACCCAGCCUACACCAGUAGAAACUGUCACAAUCACCAAAUCCUUCACCAAUGAGCACUUUUCUCUCUCAAUAUCUAUAUAAUAUCCUCUAAAUGAGCUAAGCGUUAUCUUGUGGGGUUUGUUUUUUUUCUUAAGAGAAUGGGCUACCUACCUAGUAUAGCCCUCCUGCCUUAAAUGCUGAUGGCACUGCUAUAGAAAUUGCUUGGAUUCUCAUCACUAAACUAUGGCCCCAAAUUAACAAAAUGCUAUAGACUGUUAAACACUAUCUCUACUUUCAGAUGAUUUCAUGGCUCCUAUUACUGUCUUAGAUAUCUGCUAAGUUUUAACACUAAAGCUAGUCCCCUUAAAAAAAAAAAAAAAGCCACAUUGAAAGUUGGCCUAUUAUAGAAAAAUCUUUUUCAAGGGGAAAAUAUGUUGUCUUUGCCAAAUAUAUUUUUGAUAAUGUGGAAAAUGGGGACUUCAAAAAGAUCUUGUUUGGAAGUAUACAAGAUUAGAUUAAUGGGUUUUUUGGCAUUUUUGAUGGCAAAAUACAGGCACAGUAUUGAUGAUGAGUUAAACAGGACAUUUGUUUUUUGAGAUCUAUUUACUAUGUAAAAGUUAUUGUCGUAACAGUAUUAACAACUACACUUUUAGCAAAGGAACAGGUUUUUUUUUUUUUAAAAAAAGGGGUGCCUAAGAGUAAGAGCUUUGGAAACAUUCACAAAGCAUUUAAUGCCAAAAAUCACCUAAAUUGGGUACCUGGAUUGCAGUCAGUGAGGAAAAUAGGCUUUCAUAACUGCAUAAAGCCAGCAUCACCUUAUAGUGGUUUGUUUUUUUUUGACUGCAUGGUAGGUUACUCGGUAUCUUCCAUGUUUGUAACGUUCCCAUCAUUCAUUCUCCUUCCUAUGUGCCUGCAGCAGUGACUUCUGGGAGUUGGGAAUGCAUUUAGAAAACACUUAGACAUACAUAGACACACGCACACACACAUAUUCCCGUGACAAACUUCUGCCAGCAAGCUUUUUUGAACUUCUACUUAUAACUGUUUCAGCACAAAGAUGAAAAUUUUUACUUAGGUGCCCAAACUGUGUACUGUAUUGCUGACUUUUUUUAGAAGAAAAAAGCAAAAACUAACCAGUUCGUAGAAAUAGAGAACUUCUCUGUAAAUGGUUUUCUCCUUCCCCUCUCCUACCAUUAAACCAAAACAAAAGCUGUGAAAAAUGUGUGGGAGUGUGUGUGAGUGUGUAUGAGUGUAAAUUAGCUAGUGGGUAAUUUACAAAUUGUAUUGGUCUUGUUUCAUGUAAUUACCAAGCUUUAAAGUUUCUGCUUUCUUUUUGUUACAAAUACUCAUGAGCUCUACAUUAUUUUAAAACUUCUGAUGCUGGCACAGUGUUUCUGUUCACCUUUGUCAUAUCGGUGUAUAAAUAUAGAUUCUAUUCAUUGUUUACUAUGAGAUUAGUAUUACUCUUUGAGGUAAAAUCAUUUGUAUUGCUUGACAAACUAUUAGCUUGUAAACUUUUUAAAAAUGUUUCUUUACCUCAAUUAAUUUAAAGGAAUGGACCAAUAAAUGUAAUAAAAGUUUUUUUUUUCUUGAA
Molecule: messenger RNA, 8045 nt
Organism: Ornithorhynchus anatinus (platypus)
Lineage: Eukaryota; Metazoa; Chordata; Mammalia; Monotremata; Ornithorhynchidae
Gene: SNX30
Product: sorting nexin family member 30
Exons: 9
Coding region: 307-1644 (445 amino acids)
Cellular component (GO): cytoplasm
Molecular function (GO): phosphatidylinositol binding; protein binding
Source: RefSeq, a predicted model, not a curated record